UAAUCUUGAUGAAAAAGGAAUCUGGUGGAAAAUGUUGAGAUCCUCGUUUCGGCUUCUCUAUAUAACAAGAACCAAUCUUCUGGUUCGAGCUUCACCAUCAUCGCUCUCUCGACUCUCAUCUAAGUUCAGCUCUGCGAAACCACUUGUCAGUUCUCAUCAUCAGAUUCCGUUAUCGACAACGGGAGCUAAACUUUCUAGGUCGGAACAUUCCAUGGCUGCUUCCUCCGAACCCAAAUCCAUCUAUGACUUCACCGUCAAGGAUGCGAAGGGAAACGAUGUUGAUCUAAGCACUUACAAGGGGAAGGUUCUGUUGAUUGUCAACGUUGCUUCUCAGUGUGGCUUGACCAAUUCGAACUAUACUGAGCUUGCACAGCUGUACCAGAAGUACAAAGACCAUGGGUUUGAGAUCCUUGCAUUCCCCUGUAACCAGUUUGGUAAUCAAGAACCUGGUUCUAAUGAAGAGAUUGUUCAGUUUGCUUGUACCCGUUUCAAGGCCGAGUACCCCAUCUUCGACAAGGUUGAUGUCAACGGUGACUCGGCUGCUCCAAUCUAUAAGUUCCUAAAAUCAAGCAAAGGUGGGGUUUUUGGAGACGGAAUCAAGUGGAACUUCGCCAAGUUCUUGGUUGACAAAGAUGGGAAUGUUGUGGACCGUUACGCCCCAACUACUUCCCCUCUCAGCAUUGAGGUAAUUGUCGAAUCCUUUUAGAGACCCAAACAUUUCUAUUAAUGGUUCAUUGUUGAAAUCCGCUAUUUGCAGAAGGACCUGAAGAAACUGUUGGGAGUUACUGCUUAAGCAACUAAUAGGCGCAAGUAUUCAAAUAAAAGCUCCUAUGGUAUUGUAAUAAGCUGUGUCUAUGUUCUUGAGUGUCUUUGGGAUGAGUCGUCUCCUACUACUUAAAAUCCUCCUUUUUAGUUACUGAUGUGUGUAACAUCGUUGACAUAAAACACAUAUUUACCGC
Brassica napus (rape) is the source of this 959-nucleotide messenger RNA. RefSeq names its product probable phospholipid hydroperoxide glutathione peroxidase 6, mitochondrial. Lineage: Eukaryota; Viridiplantae; Streptophyta; Magnoliopsida; Brassicales; Brassicaceae. Gene Ontology annotation, biological process: response to oxidative stress. The transcript is spliced from 6 exons. Gene Ontology annotation, molecular function: glutathione peroxidase activity. The coding region runs from base 32 to 706 and encodes 224 amino acids. Gene Ontology annotation, cellular component: cytosol. The record is from RefSeq and is a predicted model, not a curated record.